CCAAUAUUUAAAUUGAUUUUACGGCAUUUGUUUUAAUAUUAGUCAUUUACUAAGUGGUUUUAUAUCACAGUAGGUAACACAGUUCUUUGUUGAAAAUGCUUAUAAGUAGACAACGUUUUUGGUUUGCGUAGGUAGUGUGUGAUAUCUGUGUUUUAGUUGAAUGUAAAUGUUCGUAUCAGACGCGCUGAAGUCGGACUACAUAUUUUGGAUCUUUCCAAUCGUAAUUCUCCUCGGUGCCAUCGUGAUACUCGGUCUACUGGUUAUUCUAUUCCUUGUGCGUCUGUACGCCCAAUUGACCUGCGGAAUGUACCGUGAAAAGACCAGAAUGGACGGAAAGACCGUCAUCGUGACGGGAUGCACCAGCGGUAUAGGGAAGGAGACAGCGCGGGAACUUGCGAAAAGAGGCGCGAAAGUUAUCAUGGCAUGUCGAAAUUUAGAACUUGCUGAGAAAAUUAAAGAUGAAAUCAUCAAGGAAACGGACAACGAGAAGGUUCUCGUGAAAAAACUAGAUCUCUCAUCAUUUGCGUCGAUACGCGCUUUUGCUGAAGAUAUCAACAAAAGCGAACAAAAACUCGACGUUUUGAUCCACAACGCGGGCUACGCAAAUUCAUUCACAAAGAAGAAAACAGAAGAUGGCCUUGAAAUGACGAUGGCCACUAAUCACUAUGGCCCGUUUUUGCUCACACAUCUUCUAAUUAAAUUGCUUAAAAAGAGUUCUCCGUCAAGAAUUGUAGUUGUCGCGUCUUCUCUCUACAGACUAGCUAGGCUUAAUUUAGACAACCCAAACCCAUUGGAAACCUUCCCAGGCUACCUGUAUUACGUGUCCAAGGAAGCCAACAUUCUUUUUACUAAAGAAUUGGCGCGACGCCUUGAAGGCACAGGGGUGACUGCAAAUUGUCUGCACCCUGGCUUAAUUGAUACAGGCAUUUGGAGCUCUGUACCCGCUCCUCUCAGUUGGGGCCUAAAUUUGAUUAUAAAGGGCUUCUUCAAGACUCCGGAACAGGGUUGCCAGACUACAAUAAUGUUGGCGGUUGACGAAAAAUUGGGAAAAACUACCGGGCAAUACUUUUUUGACUGUCAGGAAAGUACAGUUUCUGAUUCAGCCAGCGAUAUGGGUAAGGCGAGAAAAUUCUGGGAGAUUUCAGAAAAACUUGUGCAUUUGGAAGAAAACGAUCCUAGAAUUUAAGUACUUUUGUAUCGAGAGUACAAUGCAUAUUAUUAUAAUUUAACUAAGAUAUAUCAAAAAUGUAUUAAACUAUUAAAGCAAAGUUUAAUGUUGUUAUGUAGUAGUGUACACUAACAACUACAUGUAUAGAGUUGUAUUUUAAUUUAUUUUUGUAUUUUUUAAAUAAAAAUAUUGACAACUAA
Colias croceus (clouded yellow) is the source of this 1368-nucleotide messenger RNA. Its product is annotated as retinol dehydrogenase 14. The transcript is spliced from 3 exons. The record is from RefSeq and is a predicted model, not a curated record. The coding region runs from base 167 to 1186 and encodes 339 amino acids. NCBI's taxonomy places the organism in Eukaryota, Metazoa, Arthropoda, Insecta, Lepidoptera, Pieridae.